AUGAAGACGUCGGACCUUCGGCUUCCUACCAGGAUCCCCUUCCACGCUGUCGCCGCCUCCACCACCAUCAACCCCGUCAUCACCUUCACCACUAUCGUCUAUUCCACCAUCACCUUCACCACUACCUUUGCCUACAACUAUCGUCUAUUUCACCAUCACCCAUCAUCAUCACCUUCAACCACUGCCUACCAUUAUCGCCUAUUUACCAUCACCCCAUCCACCCAUCACCACCACUAUCACCCACAACACUACCACCCCUAUCAUCACAAGCACCCCCACCAUCAACCACCUACUACUAUCGACAUUACCACAAUGCCCUAUACCAUCACCAUCACAUACCCUCAUCAUCAUCACCACUACCACCCUAUCACCACAAUCAUAACUACCCCAUCCUCACUAAAACCACCAACCACCUAG
Penaeus vannamei (Pacific white shrimp) is the source of this 417-nucleotide messenger RNA. RefSeq names its product platelet glycoprotein Ib alpha chain-like. NCBI's taxonomy places the organism in Eukaryota, Metazoa, Arthropoda, Malacostraca, Decapoda, Penaeidae. The record is from RefSeq and is a predicted model, not a curated record.